AUGCUCCUCUUCUCUCACCCAGUGUUGGGCAGAGCCUCUGAGCUGGCCUUCCUGAAGGAGCCCAAUGAUGUCAUCGCCGUGCGUGAUCGGCCCCUGAUGCUGGACUGCCAGGUGGAAGGGGAGGGGCCUAUCUCUGUGAUGUGGCGGCGCAACGGAGUGCCCGUUCCCACCGGGCCGAAGGCUAGCGUGUUGACCAACGGAACUCUCCUGAUCAAGAGCUUCCAGAAGAGGAAAGAGAGCAAUGAGACGGACGCUGGGGAGUAUGACUGUGCUGCUCAGAACCACUAUGGCAUGUUGAUCAGCCGCAAGGCCAGGGUUCAGCUGGCAUCUCUCCCUAAGUUCCACAUACACCCAGAGUCCAAGUCGGUGGAUGAGGGUGGCGUUGCCAGACUGACCUGCCAGGUGAACGGAAUCCCAGAGGCCAGCAUCUCCUGGGAGAAAAACAGAACCGCUGUGAAUACUGAUGAUAACAGGUACACCAUCCUACCCACAGGGAUCCUGCAGAUAACCGGUGUAAGGCGGGCUGACAGUGGUGUGUAUCGCUGCGUAGCCACCAACAUCGCUAACACUCGCUACAGCCACGAGGCCCAGCUCACUGUCACUGGUAAGAGAAGCUUGGCAGCUCCACGGAUCUACAAGGAGCCAGUGAUUCUGUCGGGUCCUCAGAACCUGACCAUCACUGUGCACCAGACCGCCAUCUUGGAGUGCAUCGCCACUGGCAACCCUCGACCCAUCGUGUCCUGGAGUCGGCUGGACGGGCGCUCCAUCGGGGUGGAGGGUAUCCAGGUGCUGGGUACGGGGAACCUGAUGAUCUCAGAUGCCAACCUGCAACACUCUGGGGUGUACGUGUGCUCUGCCAACCGCCCUGGCACCAGAAUGAGGCGUACCGCGCUGGGCAGACUGGUGGUGCAGGCUCCUCCUGAGUUUUUGCAGUGGCCACAGUCUGUCUCCAGACCAGCAGGGAGCAGUGCAGUGUUCACGUGUAUGGCCCAGGGAGUUCCCGAGCCUCACCUCAUCUGGCUGAAGAACGGCAAAAUCCUGACGCCUGGUGACAACGUCAAGCUCACCAACAAUAACAGUACGCUGGCGGUAACGCGCAUCACCACUGAAGACGAGGCCAUCUACCAGUGUAUUGCUGAGAACAGUGCUGGCACCAACCAGGCCAGUGCCCGCCUGGCCCUCACCCAGUCCACGGAGUUGCCCGAGGCCCCCCAGGACCUGACUGCCACGGCCCUGUCCCCCACCACCCUACAGCUCACAUGGGUCCAGCCCGCUCCAGAGAUCACCGACGGCAUAAUCGGAUAUGUGCUGCACAUCCGCAUGUUGGGCGAGCCAGACACCAGAGAGCUGCAGGAGGCUGUCAGUAAGACUACCUUCCAGCAUGAGUUCACCACCCUGGAGCCCGCCACCACCUACUCCCUCUACCUCAAGGCUUACUCCCCUCUGGGAGCCAGCCAGCAGUCCAGCACUGUGGUGGCUACAACACUAGGGGGCGUACCCAGUUCUCCCAGUUUCUUCACCAAGGUGCUGAACAAGACGGCCAUGCAGGUGUUCUGGGAGCUGCCCAGUAAGUCGGGCAAGGUAGAGGGCUUCAAGCUGUCCUACCGCGAGGUCCCCCAGCCCAACUUCCAGGGGCAGGAAGCGUUUCCCGGUCACAUCAACACCCACACCAUCUCCCAUCUAGAACCCGCUGCUGUGUAUGAGAUCCAACUGGUGGCCUACAACGGCAAUGGGGACGGUGCUGCCAACAAGCGUCUGGUUUCACUGGCUGAGAGUGGUACCAGCGCCAAGACUAGUGGGCAGAGCCCAUGUAACUGCAAGCAGGAUGACGAGGGGUCCAUGACUGGCAUUGUGGUGGGAAUCCACACUGGCAUGGCAUGUAUCCUCUUCUGUGUUCUGUUCCUCAUGUUUGGCUACCGCCACAGGUAA
This is a messenger RNA of Salvelinus namaycush (lake trout), 1929 nucleotides long. RefSeq names its product immunoglobulin superfamily DCC subclass member 3-like. The record is from RefSeq and is a predicted model, not a curated record. Bases 1 to 1929 code for a protein of 642 amino acids. Lineage: Eukaryota; Metazoa; Chordata; Actinopteri; Salmoniformes; Salmonidae. The transcript has 11 exons. Gene Ontology annotation, cellular component: plasma membrane; axon. Gene Ontology annotation, biological process: cell-cell adhesion; axon guidance. Gene Ontology annotation, molecular function: protein binding.